This is a messenger RNA of Linum trigynum, 2974 nucleotides long. The record is from the annotation of a GenBank genome assembly. NCBI's taxonomy places the organism in Eukaryota, Viridiplantae, Streptophyta, Magnoliopsida, Malpighiales, Linaceae.
CAUACAAACAGUACAAACUACAACAACAAAACAUACAAACAGAUUUACAAACAUUACAGACGUAUGAACUGUACAAACAAUACAAACUAGACCGACAAACAAUACAAACCAUACAAAAAAAGUAAAAAAACCGGGUUGACUUUGGAGGCUCCAUCCCUAUAUAGAGGGCUUCAUCUCAAAGUCAACCCGGUUGUUUUUUAGACAUACAAACAUUACGAAUAUGGUGGGCAAAAAUGACAAACUAGACCGACAAUUCAUACAAACUGGAAAAAACACCCAGUUGACUUGGGAGGCUCCAUCCCUAUAUAGAGGAGUUCCAUCCAAAAGUCAACCAGGUUGUUUUUUAGACAUAAAAAGCAUUACAAACAUGGUUGACAAAAAUGAUAAACAUGGUGCACAAAAAUAACAAAGUUUACAAACAUUACAAAAGAAACCGACAGACAUUACAAAAUAACAAAGCGUACAAACAUUACAAAAUAAACCGACAAACAGUACGAAGCAUACUAACCGUACAAAAUAUCACUAAAAUGACAAACAAGAAUGCUAAACAAUACAAACCGAAUCUAUACAAACAUUACAAAAUAGGUCCACAAACAUCACAAAUCCAGCACUGUCACCGGAAAGUCUCCUCCGAUCGCUGGAAAAGUAUUCUCUCUCUCUCUCUCUCUCUCUCUCUCUCUCUCUCUCUCUCUCUCUCUCUCUCUCUCUCUCUCUGUGUGUGUGUGUCUCUCUCUCUCGGUCUCUCUCGGACGCACCAAAAAUGGAAAUGGUGGCUCCCUGGGACUAAAAAAUGGUUGGAAUGCAGAAAAAGGUGCCGCUGGAAAAUCAUGGACGGACGGCGGAGAGGACGGUCGGCUGCGGCGGGCAUCCUGGACGGCGGGAAAUUUCUGCGGCGGGGAGGACAGGCCUUCCUGCGGAAUCUCUUUUUAUUAUUAAUUAUUAAAAAAUAAAAUAACAAUAAACCAUGCAAUUACUAUAUUACCCUUCAUUAAAUUGAAUUAAUUGGAGCUAUUGGAUUUUAAUGAGUUUGAAGGGUUGAGAUCGAUUUAGACAAGUGACUAAGAGACUCCCUUAGUCACCUGAUCUUAGCGUGAUGAUGAGGUAUUAGUUGUUGACCUUUGUCUAGUUUAAUGAAGGUGAUUUUAUAAUUUUCAAUCUUUGAUGAUCAAUCGACAUAAUUUAUCCAUAAAUUAAAACUAACGGUAAUAGGCUCGUUCAGGAAUCGUCAACAAGUUCAAGAGCCAGGACAGGUUAUAUCGUAGUUAAAGGGCCAUCUUUGAGACAGUGGUAAACUUGAGGAUCAAAUUUGACAUUUUGGCCCUAAAACAAAAAGGAAAUUGGUAACCGGAAAUUUCUUACUUGUUCCCUAAGAAGCAUUAGGUCUUCUGAAAAUAUAAAUCAGAUAGCACUGGAUCAGUGAAGGCCUAAAGCUUAUUUACUUCUAUCAAUCGAACUUCUUCUUUGCCGCUGCUCCUCCCGCUAGGAUCGUCGCUAGGAUUCUCUACCAUGGAUACUACUCUUCAGGAUCUGAAUGCUCCCCACUCGAUGGGCACCACCAUCAUCGGCGUCACUUACAAUGGCGGGGUCAUCCUCGGUGCAGAUUCCCGUACCAGCACCGGAAUGUACGUCGCUAACAGGGCUUCGGACAAGAUCACCCAGCUCACAGAUAACGUCUACGUCUGUCGCUCGGGAUCGGCUGCUGAUUCCCAGAUUGUUUCUGACUAUGUUCGAUACUUCUUACAUCAACACACCAUUCAAUUGGGACAGCCUUCAACCGUGAAAGUGGCUGCAAACCUUGUCCGCUUAUUAUCUUAUGGCAAUAAGAACAUGCUACAAACUGGUAUCAUAGUUGGUGGGUGGGACAAGUAUGAAGGUGGGAAAAUUUAUGGAGUUCCUCUUGGUGGAACAUUGGUAGAGGCACCCUUUGCGAUUGGAGGAUCUGGCUCCAGUUACUUAUACGGGUUCUUUGAUCAAGUUUGGAAAGAAGGCAUGACCAAAGAGGAAGCAGAGCAAUUAGUGGUGAAGGCCGUUUCCCUUGCCAUAGCAAGAGAUGGUGCUAGCGGUGGUGUCGUUCGUACUGUAGUUAUUAACUCUGAUGGAGUGACGAGAAACUUCUACCCUGGUGAUACUCUACCUCUGUGGCAUGAAGAGUUGGAGCCGCAUAACUCGUUGUUGGAUAUACUCAAUGCACAGGGACAAAGCCCUGAGCCAAUGAACAUAUGAAGGAAGGUAUGGGGAUGGUAGAUGGUGUUGGGUUUUCCUAGUUAUGCUGGGAAAACCCCUUUUCAGUAUCAGUUGGUUUGGUUCUAUGUACACCUUCCAUUUCAAAAAAGUUCUGGGUUUAUGAAUUACCUGGUGAGCUGCUGCAUUUGUAAUGUACUGUGUUUGGAUCUUUUUUAGUGCAUUACUUAAGAUGUUCUGUUUAAAUCUGCGUGACCAUUGACCACACUUCACCGGGUUCCUAUGUUGUCUGGCUGCCUGUAUAUCGUUUUCCUUCGUCCACCGUCACAUCUGUAUCCUAAACCACAGAACAACUGGUCCGUUAACAUCCCUGGAUGUAAACGGUGGUGCAAUGAUACGGUAUGUGAGCAGUGAGCACACUUUGUUUGUGGUCUGUGGAGGAUGUGGAAGUCGCAAAAUAAUGUAGUGAUUUAUGAGCAUGUUUAGCCCCUGAUUGCUGCUCGAUUUUCCCAUCAAGUUCCGAGGUUGUUUCAGCUCCCUGUUCGACCCUGUAUGCUUCCUCGACUGCUAGCCUGUUCCACUCUUGCUAGUCGGCUAAAGCUCAACCUUGAUGCCGCUGUUCUCCCUUUCAGUUCGACGUGUGAUCGUUGGUGGCUGUACUCCCCUGAGUUCGAUGUACUUUGGGCGGUUCAUGUUAGUGUUCGAUUGCACGAACCGCUUCCAAAUUCCAAUCGAGUUCGGUCCCUCACGUAGGGUUGUGAUUCGUUAGCUUAAAUCAAGCCCUGAUCGGGAG